AGGCUGUCUAUAAAUAUCUGCUUCCUUAACCUGCUUAAGGUGUACCAUUAGCUGAGAGAGAGAGAGAGAGAGAGAGAGAGAGAGAGAGAAAUCAUGAAGAUUGUUCCUUUGUUGAAAUCUUUAUCUAGGACUAGGUCUGUCCAUAAUCAUCAAGAACAACAUGAUCACCAAGAAUACAAGGCCACUGAUAGUUGUACUUCUGGGGCCUGCACAUCAUUAACAGUGUGGAGAAAAUCCCUUCUAAUUAGCUGUAAAGGGUUCACGGUCAUCGAUUCCAACGGAGAUCUCGUUUAUCGGGUGGACAACUACAUCGGACAUCCUGAGGAAGUCAUUCUCAUGGAUGGCUCUGGAAAAUCUGUCCUCACAAUGCGUCGCCGAAAGAAGCUUAGUCUCGUUGAUGGUUGGUUUGUGCACGAAGGGGAAACUGGCGGUUGUUGCACAAAAAGAGCAACUGCAGCAUCAAAAAGUAGGCCAACGUUUUACGUGAGGAAGAACAUGAACAUGAUAAAUACCAAUCCCAGUAGUCUACUUGCUUAUGUGUAUCGCGAGACAUGUGGUCACAAAAGACAUGCAUAUGUGAUUGAAGGUUCUUACACGCACAGAUCAUGCAAAGUAUCAGAUGAGUCGAGGAAUGUGGUAGCUGAGAUCAAGAAAAAGGAAGCAAAUAUUGGAGGUGUUUCUUAUGGGGUAGAUGUUUUUCAUUUGAUUGUGCAUCAUGGCUUUGAUUCUGGAUUUGCAAUGGCUCUUGUAUUAGUAUUAGAUCAGUUGUUUUCUUAGGUUAAUUUUCGUACAGGAUCCAUGUAAUUACUACUGAGGAGUUAUCUGUCUGCAAAUCUCAACAAAUUAUAGUUUAAUCACAAAAUGAUCUCUUACA
Messenger RNA from Malus domestica (apple), 874 nucleotides. RefSeq names its product protein LURP-one-related 17-like. NCBI's taxonomy places the organism in Eukaryota, Viridiplantae, Streptophyta, Magnoliopsida, Rosales, Rosaceae. The record is from RefSeq and is a predicted model, not a curated record.